UCCGAGGUAGCGGGCAAGUUACGACAGUUCACAGUUAAUGAGAUUGAGAGGCUGAAGUAAAUAUGCCGAAAUCCUUUCAGUGUUUAAUGGUUUUCCGUUUUAACUUAUAGUUAACUCGUCGGAGGAGGAAAGGAACAACGGAGUUACAGUUUUGACGAGAUGUGGGUUUUCGGAUACGGCUCUUUGAUCUGGAAAGUUGACUUCCCGUUCGAAGAGAAGCGCUUCGGCUACAUCCGGGGAUUCAGCCGCAGGUUCUGGCAGGGGAGCACCGAUCACCGUGGAGUGCCGGGCAAGCCAGGGAGAGUGGUCACCCUUGUUGAAGAUCCUGAGGGUUGUGUGUGGGGUGUUGCCUACAAACUGCCCACAGGAAAGGAACUGGAGGUUAAGCACUACCUGGACUACAGAGAGAAAGGGGGCUACAGAGUCAUCGGUGUCACCUUUUACGACAAGGAGCCUCACAGAGAGCCCCAUGAGACAUUAAUCUACAUCGGGUCAUGUGACGAUCCCAACUACCUGGGCCCCGCACCCCUGGAAUCCAUCGCCCAGCAGAUACUUUGUUCAGUAGGCCCCAGCGGCCGGAACACAGAAUACCUGUUUGAGCUUGCCAACGCUAUCCGUGAACUACUGCCCGAAGACUCAGAUGAACACCUCUUCUCUCUGGAGCGACUUGUCAAGGCACUGCUACAGAAACAAAGAGAUGGAGCUAUAUCCAAUAGGCAAAAUGAAUGAAAAACGCUGUCCAUUGUGUUUCACACUUUACUGGUGCUCAGAUCAGGAAGAAUUACUAGUGACAGGUGGCAGUUAUAUCUCAGGGAUGGACUGUAAUAUAAAAAUGAACAGGGUGACAUUAAAUUAUUUAUGUAUAGUCACUUGUAAUUUUUCUUUUACUUGAGAAUAAUUUAUUACAACUAUCUGAACUUGGUGCUUCAAUUAUAUUUACACCUGAGUUCAGACAACUCAUUAAAAAAUAAUGGUAGCAUAGGAGCAUAAAAAUGAUUACAGGGAUUUAAGUUAUAAGAGGAUGAAUCAGUAAAACUUCAGCAGGGAGUCAGAAGAAUUGUACAUUUAUGGCAAAUUUAAUUAAUUCUGUUACAUGUAACACAAGAACAUGACAUUCAGACUUUAAUGUAUAAUCUAUUUUAAGACCUGUUUUUGACAUUUUUGUGUUUCUCAAAUCGUCCUACUGUGGGCCGGGUACAGACAAUGUGGCCACAGUGUGCUGGGGAGAUGUUUCAGUGCUAUACUUACCAGACACUUGAAGUCAUUUCAAGGUAUACGGCUACAUCUGUCCUGUCCCACAGAAACACAUUUACAACCAGUUAUUUUAACUACCUUUAAGAAAUGUAAAAAGUGCUUCUACCCUAAGAUUUGAGUUAGUAACCCUAUGGCUGUAGUGUUAGUUUAUAACUACGGUAUGACACCACUUCUGUAGGGCCUCUCGUUACAUCCCAUGGGAGCGAGUACAAAAUAAUGUAUGUAUUCUCUUUGUGUAUUCUUCUCAUGAAUGUUGACCUACCGUGGAAUAUUAUAAAUACUAUCCAAUACAGGUGGGACUGAAAGCCGUCCACUGAAGUCCUGGAAGAUAUGAACAGUGCUCAUUAUGUUGUCUUCCACUGGC
This is a messenger RNA of Scleropages formosus (Asian bonytongue), 1618 nucleotides long. It is a transcript of the gene chac2, whose product is annotated as ChaC, cation transport regulator homolog 2 (E. coli). NCBI's taxonomy places the organism in Eukaryota, Metazoa, Chordata, Actinopteri, Osteoglossiformes, Osteoglossidae. Bases 160 to 729 code for a protein of 189 amino acids. Gene Ontology annotation, molecular function: glutathione specific gamma-glutamylcyclotransferase activity. The record is from RefSeq and is a predicted model, not a curated record. Gene Ontology annotation, biological process: glutathione catabolic process. Gene Ontology annotation, cellular component: cytoplasm. The transcript has 3 exons.